Molecule: messenger RNA, 1442 nt
Organism: Aspergillus candidus
Lineage: Eukaryota; Fungi; Ascomycota; Eurotiomycetes; Eurotiales; Aspergillaceae
Exons: 4
Coding region: 349-1167 (272 amino acids)
Source: RefSeq, a predicted model, not a curated record
ACUCGGCCUAUAUAUCUGCUGACGUUACCAAAUACCUCUCUAUCACACUGACCAGUUUUACUAAAUUCUGGUGAGAAUUCUCUUGCUCACAACUGUGAUUAUUAAGGGACAACGCUUGUUCCAUCAGGAAGGAAGUGGAAGUGGCACUUUUCAGGCUUCCCUUCCAGCAGAAGUCCCAGAGGAUUUACAACAGUAGUAUGACUGGUGGCUUCGUACUCUACGCGGGAAAGCUUUGUUCUAUUAUCUCUGCUUGGCGGGCCAAUCAAUUGGGGUUUGACAACUUUUACUCGACAGAAACCCGCUCCCCACGUUGGAUUUGAAGAGGACUGGUCAUUUGAGACAAAAGCCAUGGAGAACGCGCACUCAGGGCAACCGCUGCUGGUUGCAGAAGCCCCACGAGGCAAGCAGCCGGCAUCGUCAAGAGCAAACCGCAGUCCAACAAAGGCCCCUCAACCGUCUGGUACCAAAUCCUUGCGCCAGACGGGUCUAAAACGGGACAAUGUGGCCUCCAAUGUAUACAUGGCCCAACAUGACCGUAGACCUCCGCCGUCACCUUGGAACAUGGGCGAUAUGAUGUCUGCGGUGCCCAGCUACCCAUGCGGCCUUCUCUUUUACGACCAGCGGUGCGGGCAGCAGCACCUGAUUCCUUCUGUUCAUCCGCAGAGCAUGGUAUACCCCAUGCUACCAAUGCCACCGUUCUCUGGAGAAACCAUCGCGAGCGAUAUGUCGGCGUACGGCCCACAGGUGACCCAGAGGUAUACCUCUUAUAGUCCGCAUCAACAGAGCACGCCUUUCCAACAUGGAACCCCCGUCAAUCAACCCUCAACACCAUUCGCUCACCCGGGAGCUGGUUACCAGUCUACUUAUCAUCCCGCCCAGCCGUGCAUGGCCUCCAGCGGGUAUAGCCCCGUGUAUCCGCAUCUUGCUUCCAUGCCGCAAUCAGGUCUUCACCACCGCAACUCACAGGAUCCAGUCUCGGAAACCUCAUCUCCAUCGCCGGAAAGAGAGGGGCAGCACGCCCCGAGCCCAGAGUACGACGUUUUGAAGACCAUCGUCGACGGAUCGACCCCGCUGGGGUCCAGAAUACAAUCAUCGUCACCAGGUUCCAGGUUCUCCCGCAGUAUCCCCGGGCAUUUCCGGGUCUUUGGCGCGCAAAGGCUCCCCUAGGAAGGCCAAGCAAUCCGGCCACGCCCUAUGGGUGGGGAAUCUUCCUUCCGGGGCGAGCAUCACUGAUCUCAAGGAGUUCUUUGCGCGGGAGACGAGGGAACAUGUGGAGAGUGUCUUCCUCAUAUCAAAGAGCAACUGCGCCUUUGUCAAUUACAGAACGGAGGCGGCCUGUAUGGCGGCCUUGUCGAGGAUCCAUGACUCCAAGUACCAGGGCGCUCGUCUUGUCUGUCGACCGCGUCGGGGCGAUGGCUCCCCGGCCGCUCGUCCCGGUGCCA